UCGUCGUGGGGAGUCAAUGUAAAGCUGAUGAUUUUUCCACCCUUUACUUUCGAGUAUUGAAGCUUGUUUGGCACAAACAUCAGAUCCUACUACAAUAGAGGCUUGCUAUGAAUCAUCGUCAAGUCGUUACUGUCAAUCUCAUAUAGGGAAAUAAUUACCCAGUCAUCGCGUCACUACUUCUGUUGCAGGUUCAGGCGACAGACAAGAGUACAGAGAAAGAGAGGUUUGCAUAACUUGCAGUUUCUGAAUGCUGCUCAAUCAUGUAACUUCUCGGUUCUACUUCUUUGCAUUUGAUUACUUUGCUGGUUCACAUACCAGCAAGGAACUUUCUGUGGCCUGCGGCUCCCCAAAGAAGAAAAAGCAUGAGUCGGGCAUGUCUUGCAUGCCACAGUGUAGAAAGUCCUUCGCAUUCUUUUAGGAGUUACUCGGUGUCGAGUUCAGACAACGAGGGAAGAUGUUCUGCGAUCACCAACUGCUUGAACAGGAAGGUGUUUGUAGCCCACCUGAGAGCAAAUAAACCCAUUGCAUCAUCAUCUAAGGUCACCCCACAACCAAGUAUCCCAAACAACGUAGUUGCAGGCCCCCCACGCCUAGUUCGGAGCUGCGCUCUCAGAAGAGACCUUGUCAGAGACUGGAAUUUUGAUGAAGUGGUGAUGGAGAGGUAGCUAAUUAAUGAACUGGAAGAGGAAGAUGAGCUAUUCUCUUAGGAUAGUGUUGAGAGAGAGAGAGAGAGAGAUUUGAACUUCAUUGACUUGUGUUCUUGGCUGCAGUUGAACUCUUUGCUGUAAUGUGAAUUUGAGCUUCUAAUGAAACUUGUGAAGAGUUGAACUGGAAGAAUUUAUGUCUUCUCCUUCAACGUUGUCUUUUCUUUUGUGCAGUUUUUGCCUUUUGGAUUCACUGUGCUUUACCUUACCUUUUUAUUGGG
Molecule: messenger RNA, 925 nt
Organism: Diospyros lotus (date-plum)
Lineage: Eukaryota; Viridiplantae; Streptophyta; Magnoliopsida; Ericales; Ebenaceae
Exons: 3
Coding region: 363-665 (100 amino acids)
Source: RefSeq, a predicted model, not a curated record